GUAUUGCGCAAUGCUACAGUACUGUCCCCAAAAGCGCAUCUUGAUUGCUGCACGGAGCGGAUGAGUUCCUGCUUUUGCGGAAGCGAAAAGGCCAGCGCUAGAGAGCAAAUUAUCUUGCAAGGGUGGAGGAAAAGACACCAUAAAAUUAAUUGAAAAAAAAAGAAAAAUACACCCAUCUACCGAAAGCCCGUCGAGGAGAUGGGGGAUAAGGCCGGCACCAGGUAAGGAUUAACUCCCCCGCAAUCUCGUAUUUGCUGCUGCCUUGUGUGGAGGCGAGGGCAUAGCGAGCUAGUUACGCUAACAUUUUAGCUAGCUAGCAUCACUUUAGCGAGACGAGACUACUCUCAGCCUUUUCCCCAUGCAUCAACAUCAAAUUGGUCUUAACCAAAGCAAGAGGAACUAUCUAGUUAAAUAAACAUUGGAUACUAGCUAGAUUAAGACAAAACUACUAUACUCGUAAAAUUUCGUUGGCCGUGUUUUUAUUACGCUAUACAGAAUAGGUACAGGCAGACCCGUAUGUUCCCUAGCUAGUUAGCUAACUUUAGCAGCGGUAACUAGCUAGAAUUGUUCGCGCGGGAGACUUCGCUUUCCUCUUGUAUACACCUUAAUGGCGAUACCAUCUUUGUAGUUUUAGCAAACAUGUUCUAACAGCUAGCUGCAGGGUGGGGUUAGCUGUGAUGGCCACCGAGGUGUGUGGGUAAGGUACUCUCACACCACCAACAACAAGCUAGCUCAAUAUGAACGGAUGAGCUGACUGCAUGAUCGACAGCUAUGCUGUUUUGAGUUAACGAGUGGCUACUUAGUUAUCGUGCCUUUUGACACAAGUCAUGCAUGUUGGUUGAUGAUUAUUUGGCCCUCAGUGACGUAUAUUUGACGUACGUUUUACGCAUAAUCGCCCAAAUUGUUAUUUUAUAAAUAUCCUGCAUGGAAAUGUAAACAAAAAAGCACACACGUCUGUCCAGCUAUUGAUAUCAUGUGCCAUACACGUGACUGGGUACUGUAUAUAGCAUGAUGUUGUAAAGCCACUGCUGUGUGCUGUCCAUAUCAGGCCAAAGCAAUUUACCAUGCAGCUAUUCAUACACUUGCCUGCCUGACACCUUUGAUCACUUCAAAGUAUUUUGCUCAUGGUAAUCAGCUGCUUGCAUCUGCAUCAGUAUGCACAUUCUGACUCUGAGCAGCUGUACUUCCCUACUAGGUUAUUCUGGAUCAGUGUCCUCUGCAAGUGACUGUAAAUCAUGUGUAAUAGACUUGGUGGUUGUGCAGCAUAGUUCACUACUGACAAUUGUUAAUUGAUUUGAUGUUGAAAUUCCUUGGUUAGUCCCUUUAUUCACGAUAGUUAGAAAUAAAUGGUCAGAUUGGUGUUUUGGGGUUUAAGGUCAAGGUCCUGUGGUUGAGUAAAAGUCCAGGUUAAUAUAUGAUUUUGUCUUGUGGUCUCUGAAGCGUCAGCAGGACUGAUGACGACCCCCUGGCAGACUGUAGUGGGCAAGUGGCGUGUUUGAGGGGUCGGGUUUGGCUGAUAUCUGGUGGGGAAGUAUGAAAUGUAGCACUGGCUCGUAAAUUAAGAGACGGUAGAGCUCUAGGCGAAGGAGAUCCAAACUGAACGUCUGCAGAGAAGAUACAUUCACCCUGGACCUGUGCUAAGGGGACAUGCACCAUGUAGUCUCGAAACCCAGACCCUAGCUUGCUAGCUACUAUUUGUGUCUGGGGGAUGUGGGCAACGAGCAGAUAAGGCAGUGAAAUACACUGAACAAAACUGUAAACACAACAUGUAAAGUGUUUGUCUGAUGUUUCAUGAGCAGAAAUAAAAGAUCCCUGACAUUUUUCAUACGCACAAAAGGCUUAUUUCUCUCAUUGUGUGGCCAAAUCCCUGUUAGUGAGCAUUUCUCCUUUGCCAAGAUAAUCCGUCCACCUGACAGGUGUGGCAUAUCAAGGAGCUGAUUAAACAGCAUGAUCAUUACACAGGUGCACCUUGUGCUGGGGACAAUAAAAGGCCACUCUAAAAUUUGCAGUUUAGUCAAACAACACUGCCAACACAAAGAAGAGGCAACUCUAAUUAACUUAUAUGGCAUUUAUUUGAAUUUUUACAUUGCAAAAAGUGACAAUUAUUUUUCAUUUCACGAGAUUUCAUUGUGAAAUCCAUCGAUUUAGGGCUUAAUGAAUUGAUUUCAAUUGACUGAUUUCCUCAUAUGAACUGUAACUCAGUAAAAUCAUAGACAUUUUAGCAUGUUGCGUUUUUGUUCGGUUUAGUUCCACUAUGUCAAACUGACAUUGUAUCGUACAGAUUUAUAAGCCAGAACAUCAAGCACAUUGUGGCAGGCAACCCGGCUGUCUAGAGAGACUAUGCACCAUGCCCUGUGUCCACUACACAGACUCACUCAGGUUAAGUAAUAUACAGUGGGGGAAAAAAGUAUUUAGUCAGCCACCAAUUGUGCAAGUUCUCCCACUUAAAAAGAUGAGAGAGGCCUGUAAUUUUCAUCAUAGGUACACGUCAACUAUGACAGACAAAUUGAGAGAAAAAAGAUCCAGAAAAUCACAUUGUAGGAUUUUUAAUGAAUUUAUUUGCAAAUUAUGGUGGAAAAUAUGUAUUUGGUCACCUACAAACAAGCAAGAUUUCUGGCUCUCACAGACCUGUAACGUCUUCUUUAAGAGGCUCCUCUGUCCUCCACUCGUUACCUGUAUUAAUGGCACCUGUUUGAACUUGUUAUCAGUAUAAAAGACACAUGUCCACAACCUCAAACAGUCACACUCCAAACUCCACUAUGGCCAAGACCAAAGAGCUGUCAAAGGACACCAGAAACAAAAUUGUAGACCUGCACCAGGCUGGGAAGACUGAAUCUGCAAUAGGUAAGCAGCUUGGUUUGAAGAAAUCAACUGUGGGAGCAAUUAUUAGGAAAUGGAAGACAUACAAGACCACUGAUAAUCUCCCUCGAUCUGGGGCUCCACGCAAGAUCUCACCCCGUGGGGUCAAAAUGAUCACAAGAACGGUGAGCAAAAAUCCCAGAACCACACGGGGGGACCUAGUGAAUGACCUGCAGAGAGCUGGGACCAAAGUAACAAAGCCUACCAUCAGUAACACACUACGCCGCCAGGGACUCAAAUCCUGCAGUGCCAGACGUGUCCCCCUGCUUAAGCCAGUACAUGUCCAGGCCCGUCUGAAGUUUGCUAGAGUGCAUUUGGAUGAUCCAGAAGAGGAUUGGGAGAAUGUCAUAUGGUCAGAUGAAACCAAAAUAUAACUUUUUGGUAAAAACUCAACUCGUCGUGUUUGGAGGACAAAGAAUGCUGAGUUGCAUCCAAAGAACACCAUACCUACUGUGAAGCAUGGGGGUGGAAACAUCAUGCUUUGGGGCUGUUUUUCUGCAAAGGGACCAGGACGACUGAUCCGUGUAAAGGAAAGAAUGAAUGGGGCCAUGUAUCGUGAGAUUUUGAGUGAAAACCUCCUUCCAUCAGCAAGGGCAUUGAAGAUGAAACGUGGCUGGGUCUUUCAGCAUGACAAUGAUCCCAAACACACCGCCCGGGCAACGAAGGAGUGGCUUCGUAAGAAGCAUUUCAAGGUCCUGGAGUGGCCUAGCCAGUCUCCAGAUCUCAACCCCAUAGAAAAUCUUUGGAGGGAGUUGAAAGUCCGUGUUGCCCAGCGACAGCCCCAAAACAUCACUGCUCUAGAGGAGAUCUGCAUGGAGGAAUGGGCCAAAAUACCAGCAACAGUGUGUGAAAACCUUGUGAAGACUUACAGAAAGCGUUUGACCUGUGUCAUUGCCAACAAAGGGUAUAUAACAAAGUAUUGAGAAACUUUUGUAGGUGACCAAAUACUUAUUUUCCACCAUAAUUUGCAAAUAAAUUCAUUAAAAAUCCUACAAUGUGAUUUUCUGGAUUUUUUUUUCUCAAUUUGUCUGUCAGUUGACGUGUACCUAUGAUGAAAAUUACAGGCCUCUCUCAUCUUUUUAAGUGGGAGAACUUGCACAAUUGGUGGCUGACUAAAUACUUUUUUCCCCCACUGUACAAGUCAAACUUAGUACCCCAUGCUGCUAGUGUGCUUAUGUUCUCCAUCACUGGUGGGAAAGAAUAGAGCAUUCACCUUCCUCCUGUAGUCCUGCUCAGAAAUGGACUAGUCAGUGGUCCACCUUCAUUCCCCUAUUGUCAAUGAGUUGUUGACUUGUCCUUAUCAGACAGUGGCAGCAACUGGGAGGAAGUUCAAUGCAAAGAUAUUCUAUCUAGAUAUUCCCAUUUAUGACAGCAGACAAUAGUUGUUCAAUGCUCGCCAGUUAAUAUCCUCUUUCCUCUUACACACACACUAUGUGUGUGACACCUCGCCACAUUCCCAAGGUUGAGAACAUGGUGUCUGGGCCUCCCAAGUGGUGCAGCGGUCUAUGGCGUGAGGCGUCACUACAGCCCCGGGUUCGAUCCCAUGCUGUGUCGGAGCCUGCUGCUACUGGGAGACCCAUGAGGCGGUGCACAAUUGGCCCAGCGUCGUCCGGGUUAGGGGAGGGUUUGGCUGGCCAGGAUGUCCUUGUCCCAUCGUGCUCUAGCGACUCCUUGUGGCGGACCGGGCGCAUGCACGCAGACUUCGGUCGCCAGUUGUACGGUGUUUCCUCCGACACAUUGGUGCGGCUGGCUUCCGGGUUAAGCGAGCAGUAUGUCAAGAAGCAGUGCGGUUUGGCAGGGUCGUGUUUCGGAGGACGCGUGGCUCUCGACCUUCACCUCUCCCGAGUCCGCAAUGGGACAAGGCUGUAACUACCAAUUGGAUAUAUCGAAAAAGGGGUAAAAAAAUAAUUAUAUAUAUAAGAACAUGGUGUCUAACUUUCCUCUUACGCUUGGGCUAAAUUCCUGUAUGUGUGUUUGGGUACCUAGGUUAGGUAUGCAUAGGGAAUGUGUAGGCCUACUCUGUGAGGAUGGCAGUGUUCCUUGUGAAUCUAGAUCGGAAACUAUUCUUGAUCUGCAUGACAAGGAUGUUUCUGUCAUAACAAAUAAAAAAUGGUGCAUGCAUGCUGCAAUAGGCUAUGUGUAAAGAGUACACACAGUAUGUAUCAAUACUUCUCUGUAAAUAUUCCUUGUGAGAUCAGGAAGGAGUGUUUUUUUUUCCUGUUGUUUGUGGCAAAGUCAGCAGCAGGAAAUGGCCUCUAUUUGCUGGGAGAUAGUUUCCUGUCCAGAUGCAGGACAUUGGGUCUAACCCCACACCUCUGGGACAUGAUAGAGGGCAAACUGGACGAACACCAGGGCCCAGUUUUUCAAAAGAUAUCUGGUGGGAUUUCGGCAAUUGGAUAUUAAAUGUUAGAAUUGAGGUUUUUGAAACUGUAAAAUUAGUAUUUGGUAAUCCAAUCUCACCUUUAAUCAGGAUUGUAUGUCAUUUUUGCGUUUUUCAAAACUCAAAGGUAGUGAUUAGGAUAGUUUUGAUGCAGAAAAUCUGGAUUAUCUCGAUCCCACUGGAAGGUUGGAUUUAGAAAGGUGAAAUGCAUUACAAUACAUUUAAAUGUAAAAAACGGUUCAUUAUGUUAAAUUGGCCGCAGUAUAGGUUUGUGGUCAGUUGUUAUAUUGAGAAGUGUCAAAUAAAUGCAUUUACUUACUUUUAUGCAGGCUCUAUUAUUUUAAUCAAGGUACCUUUAUUCAUGUAGUUUACUCAUCUGUUUCCUUAUGACAGUGUAGAAGUAGUACCACAACCUGUCCAGUAGAUGGCAAGGUGUAGGACCGUUCAAAGCAUUGAAAAUCAAAUCCGGAUUCUGUGAUCUUGAUGUUAUGGUAUCUGGAUCAGAAUGAUUCUAUCCAAUUAUUUUCUGAACAACCUUCUCAUAAACAGCCAGAUCGAUCUGAUCCUGAAUAGCAAAAAAGAGGAUUACAGAGUCCGGAUCAUUCUGAUCCAGAUAAAGAGUUUGGAAGAACUGGGCCCAGAGGUGUGAAAAUCACACCCCAUACUUUAUAGGGGCCUCAAACUCAACUCUGGACCUCGAAGCCAGUUCCACUGCUUGUUUUCAUUGUUCCCUUCUAAUCAGGGACUGAUUUAGACCUGGGACACCAGGUGGGUGCAAUUAAUUAUCAGGUAGAACCAGCAGGCUCUGGACCUCGUAGGGUAAGAGUUGGAUACCCCUGUUAUAAACUAGAUCUUCCUGCUUGAUCAAAUCUCUUUCUCGCUUUCUGUCUUCCUUGUUUUUCUCAGAGUCUUCAAGAAGUCAAGCCCCAACUGCAAGGUAAAGGACAUGAGUAUUGCAUUCUUAGUUGUAUCCUUUGAUGCUUUACUUUGUUAUUCAUUGUGACACAUUUGUCUAAGUACCUCUACUUCCCCCCUACUCCUCCUGUUUGCAGGUCACAGUAUACCUGGGAAAGAGAGACUUUGUGGAUCACCUUGACCAGGUGGACCCAGUCGGUAGGUGCAGGACGGUUAAUUAGUUUACUGGUUAGAGCAGUGGAUCCAAAACUGUGGGGCGCACCCACUAGGGGGUACACGAGGGGUCGGCAAGGGGGGCGCUGGGAAUCAGAUAAUCUCUCCUAAAACUGCCAAAUUUGAGUGUUUUUAUAAACAUAGUGUUUCAAACAAUUUAAUAUUGUCUCCUCAAAACCUAAUCUCUUGACAUUGUCCUUUCUUACAGAUGGUGUGAUCCUAGUGGACCCUGAGUAUCUGAAAGACAGGAAAGGUCUUCCUCAUUCUCUACACUGUUUUGUCUCCUCCAUUUUUUGCAAUUGUAUGUCAAACUCUUCUGAUGUUCAAACCCCUCCUCCUCCCCAGUGUUUGUGACCCUGACGUGUGCGUUCCGCUACGGCCGUGAGGACCUGGACGUGCUGGGCCUGUCCUUCCGGAAGGAUCUCUACAUCUCCACCUUCCAGGCUUUCCCCCCCAUCGCAGAGGAACGCAAAGCCAACAGCCGCCUGCAGGAGAGACUACUGAAGAAACUGGGCCAGCAGGCACACCCCUUCUACUUCACUGUGAGUCAAGAAGACACACACACGCACCAGACCAGGGUUAAAAUACUAUUUAGGGCAGGGAUGGGCAACUUUGAUGGGGUAGAGGUCCACAAAAAAAUGGAACUCCUCAUGAGGGGCCGCAGUGGCUCGUGGGUCAUUUCCUGCAAUUCUACACAUUUUGCCAUGGGGUGGAGGCAAAUGUUUGCAGUUUUUAAUAUGAUAACUGAUGAUCAAUGGGCCCCACGCCUGUCAGUAAUUCGACAAUGCUUACUACAAGUUUAGAUAGUUGGCCGCUAGACUAACUUACUCAUCUAAAAAAAAGAAAUGCUGACAUGGGCUAAUUGAGUGACUGCUGAUGCACAACCACAUUUUGAAAUUGCACCUUGUAUAUUCUAUUAUUCUAACUCUCAACCGUAUGUUGAGACCCUGACUGAGUUCCAAAUGUUUUUGUUGUUGUUUUUCUAAAGUAUUUAUUUAUUUUUAAUUGGUCCGUGGGCCUACAAAAGGGGCAUGUGGCCCGCGUGCAGCGAGUUGCCCAUCCCUAAUUUAAGGUAUUUAAAUAGUGUUGAAUAUUGGAAUGUAUUUGGAAAUACACUUGGAAAGUAUUUUAAAAUACACUCCCAUGCAUUUAAUCUAGGUAUUUGAAAAUAGUAUUUGAAAUAGGUAUUUGAAAAUACUUUCAAAUAGUAGGCAGUUUAUAGGAAAUUAUUUGAAAAUACUUUCAAAUACUUCCAAUAGAAGUAGUUGACUCGAGCCACAUUAUAUGAGCCUGUAAAAUGAUACUAAUAAUAUGGCAACUGUGUGUGUCUGUCUCAGAUUCCCCAGAACCUGCCGUGCUCAGUCACCUUACAGCCAGGACCAGAGGACACAGGGAAGGUACAGAAUCUUCAGCAUCACUUUAUGUAAACGUACACAUUUAUAAUAUAUGACGGCUAUCUAAACGUAGCAAUUUCCAUACCUGUAGAGUCAACAAUGCACACCCACAUGACACUAAUAAUGCCUAUUCUAUAAUUUUGUCCCUGUAACUCCUCCUCCUCUCCUUUCCUCCAUCUUUCCCUCUUUAGGCAUGUGGGGUUGACUUUGAGAUCAAAGCGUUCUGUGCCAAAUCGAUAGAGGAGAAGAUUCACAAACGGUACGAAAACCAUUUAACUUUGUUGUGUGUGUGUCUUCUGCAGGAGCUGUUUAGGGUCUGCGGUCCUUGAAAGCAUGUGAUAUGCAUGUCUGUUCUCUGUGUUUUUAGUUAGUCAGCAAAGUUGGUUAUCCGUAAAGUAUAACGUGUGUUGUGUAGGAACUCUGUGCGACUGGUGAUCCGUAAGGUGCAGUAUGCCCCAGAGAAGCCUGGGCCUCAGCCCAUGGUGGAGACCACACGGAGCUUCCUCAUGUCGGACCGCUCACUACACCUGGAGGCCUCUCUGGAUAAAGAGCUCUACUACCAUGGAGAACCCAUCAGCGUGAACGUUCAUGUCACCAACAACUCCACCAAGACUGUCAAAAGGCUCAAAAUCUCAGGUACCUGUCACGCAUGACUGUAAGUCGCUUUGGAUAAAAGCGUCUGCUAAAUGGCAUAUUAUUAUUAUUAUUAUUAUUAUUAUUAUUACCUGUCUUUAAUCAAAGUUUUAUCAAUGAUGUUUGUUUAUGACUCUAGGCUCUAUUCACUCUUUUCCCUUCAGUUUGUGUGUGUGGUUAACCCGUUCUAUCCCUCUCUCUCCAGUACGACAGUAUGCUGAUAUCUGUCUGUUCAGUACGGCUCAGUACAAGUGUCCAGUGGCUCAGGUGGAGGCAGAGUGAGUAUUUUACCUGACUAUUAAGCCUAUAUCUCUCUUCAGUUCCUUUAUUUCCCCUAUGCCUUUCCUUUUAUACAUUAUUCCAUGUAUCAUUUUUCAGGCUUCCAAGACAUCUCUCUUAAUAACCUCUAGCUUGUGAUCAGGUUUUUCCCAUACCUUAUUGUCCAGAUCUAUUGAAAUUCCAGUUAUGGCCCAGGUGUGCUGAUAAGUGUGUGUGCACCUUUCCUCAGUGACCAGGUGUCGUCUAGCUCUACAUUCUGUAAGGUGUACACCCUCACACCCACGCUAGACAAGAACCGAGAGAAGAGAGGCCUGGCCUUGGACGGAAAGCUCAAACACGAGGACACCAACCUGGCCUCCAGCACCAUGUAUGUUGACUCGCGCAAACAAACAAACACACACACAGACAAACCUGCCCUCCAGCACUGUGUAUACACUGACAGACACACUCACACAAACGCUGUAGUCUGGCAUCCACAACCAUUUUAGAUAACAAGAACACUCACUAGCCCUCACUGUGUGAGAUCACACACACUCUAACUUGGCCACCAUGUGAGUUUACAUACACAUGCUUGGGGAGAGGUUGAGCUCAUAAAUGCAUUGUGAUUUAUGUUCGAGUGCAGCACCCUAGAAGAUGCAAGAACCCAUCCCUUACUGAGAACCUUUUUCAUCGUCUUCUCUUUCUCUCGUGUGUGUGUUUCAGUGUUAAGGAUGUGACUAACAAGGAGGUCCUUGGAAUCCUGGUGUCCUACAGGGUCAAAGUCAAACUGGUAAUCUCUCGUGGAGGGUGAGUUCCACAGGAGUCAGUGGUCAAUAUUAAUAUACAGUGCAUUCGGAAAGUAUUCAGACCCAUAGAUUUUUUUCCCCCACACAUUUUGUUACGUAACAACCUUAUUCUAAAAUUGAUUACAUUUUUUUCCCUUAUCAAUUUACACACAAUACCCCAUAAUGACAAAGCAAAAACAGGUUUUUAGAAAUGUUUGCAAAUGUGUUAAAAAUUAAAAACUGAAAUAUCACAUUUACAUAAGUAUUCAGACCCUUUACUCAGUACUUUGUUGAAGUGCCUUUGGCAGCAAUUACAGCCUCGAGUCUUCUUGGGUAUAACGCUACAAGCUUAUCACACCUGUUUUGGAGGAGUUUCUCUCAUUCUUCUCUGCAGAUCCUCUCAAGCUCUGUCAGGUUGGAUGGGGAGCGUCGCUGCACAGCUAUUUUCAGGUCUCUCCAGAGAUGUUCAAGUCCAGGCUCUGGUUGGGCUACUCAAGGACAUUCAGAGACUUGUCCCGAAGCCACUCCUGUGUUACCUUGGCUGUGUGCUUAGGGUCGUUGUCCUGUUGGAAGGUGAACCUUCGCCCCAGCUUGAGGUCCUGAACACUUUGGAGCAGAUUUUCAUCAAGGAUCUCUCUGUACUUUGCUCCGUUCAUCUUUCCCUCGAUCCUGACUAGUCUCCCUAUCCCUGCCGCUGAAAAACAUCCCCACAGCAUGAUGCUGCCACCACCAUGCUUCACCAUAGGGAUGGUACCAGGUUUCCUCCAGACAUGACGCUUGGCAUUCAGGCCAAAGAGUUCAAUCUUGGUUUCAUAAGACCAGAGAAUCUUUUUUCUCAUGGUCUGAGAGUCCUUUAGGUGCCUUUUGGCAAACUCCAAGCAGGCUGUCAUGUGCCUUUUACUGAGGAGUGGCUUCCGUCUGGCCACUCUACUAUAAAGGCCUGAUUGGUGGAGUGCUGCAGAGAUGGUUGUCCUUCUGAAAGGUUCUCCCAACUUCACAGAGGAACUCUGGAGCUCUGUCAGAGUGACCAUCGGGUUCUUGGUUACCUCCCUGACCAAGGCCCUUCUCCCCCGAUUGCUCAGUUUGGCCGGGCGGCCAGCUCUAGGAAGAGUCUUGGUGGUUCCAAACUUCUUCCAUUUAAGAAUGAUGGAGGCCACUGUGUUCUUGGGGACCUUCAAUGCUGCAGAAAUUUUUUGGUACCCUUCACCAGAUCUGUGCCUCGACACAAUCCUGUCUCUGAGCUCUACAGAAAAUGUAUUCAGCCUCAUGCCUUGGUUUUUGCUCUGACAUGCACUGUCAACUGUGGGACCUUAUAUAGACAGGUGUGUACCUUUCCAAAUAAUGUCCAAUCAAUUGAAUUUACCACAGGUGGACUCCAAUCAAGUUGUAGAAACAUCAAGGAUGAUCAAUGGGAGCAGGAUGCACCUGAGCUCGAUUUCGAGUCUCAUAGCAAUGGGUCUGAAUACUUAUGUAAAUAAGGUAUUUUUGUUUUUUUAUACAUUUGCAAACAUUUCUAAAAACCUGUUUUCGCUUUGUCAUUAUGGGUUAUUGUGUGUAGAUUGAUAAGGGAAAAACAUUAAUUUAAUCCAUUUUAGAAUAAGGCUGUAACGUAACAAUGUGGAAUAAGUAAAGGGGUCUGAAUACUUUCCGAAUGCAUUGUGUGUGAGGGGGGGGGGGGAGAUUAUGUGCAGGUCCUCACACACACACACACACACAGACAGACAAGCGCGCACACAAAAACACAUUUACACUCCCUCCUGUGUCUCACACACAUACUCCUGAUACUCUGCCACUCCAACUCUGUAAUGACAUCACGUCUGCCAGACCCUCACUAGUCUCUCUGCUCCUCCCACCUCACUCACUGACACGCCAUGCUUUGCUGUCUCCCCUCUCGGUUGCGGUUGCCUUGGUUUUGAGUUCUCGCCUCAUUUCAUCUCUCCCCUCCUGUGUUUGUCCGCCCGUCUGUGCAUCUGUCUCUCCAUCCGUGCGUCUGCUCCUGUGUUGGGUCGUGUCAGGCUGCUGAGUGGCGUGUUAGAGAGGUAAUAUGAUAUCCCAGCCGCCACCUGUGUGUGUGUGGUGAUCUUACGUCCUACUGCCAUCUGCGUGUGUGUGGUGAUCUUACGUCCUACUGCCAUCUGCGUGUGUGUGGUGAUCUUACGUCCUACUGCCAUCUGUGUGUGUGGUGAUCUUACGUCCUACUGCCAUCUGUGUGUGUGUGGUGAUCUUACGUCCUACUGCCAUCUGUGUGUGUGUGGUGAUCUUGCGUCCUACUGCCAUCUGCGUGUGUGUGGUGAUCUUACGUCCUACUGCCAUCUGUGUGUGUGGUGAUCUUACGUCCUACUGCCAUCUGUGUGUGUGUGGUGAUCUUACGUCCUACUGCCAUCUGUGUGUGUGGUGAUCUUGCGUCCUACUGCCAUCUGUGUGUGUGUGGUGAUCUUACGUCCUACUGCCAUCUGUGUGUGGUGAUCUUACGUCCUAUUGCCAUCUGUGUGUGUGUGGUGAUCUUACGUCCUAUUGCCAUCUGUGUGUGUGUGGUGAUCUUACGUCCUACUGCCAUCUGUGUGUGUGUGGUGAUCUUACGUCCUACUGCCAUCUGUGUGUGUGUGUGUGUGUGUGUGGUGAUCUUACGUCCUACUGCCAUCUCUGUGUGUGCACCAUUAGUGCCUCGUGUGUGUGAGGAUUUUACAUACCAGCAUUGUGUGUGUCAAAUCUCACCUGCAGCUGCUAAGAUCCUUUUUAACUGCAGCCGUCCCAGUCUUCUCCCUUUCUGAGUCACAGGGUCCUAACCCUAAGGAUGGUGUGAGGUUUCAUAAGGCAGUGGCUCAAAGCCACACUGAUUAUUCCAUGCUGAGUUAUCAAUGCAGUGUUGAGGGUAAUGAAGCUUGAAUAUAAUAACACUUCACAUCUUGGUGUUUAGGCUUUGAUUUACGGCAAUUCAUUGGUUAUUACUAAAUAAUAACUGUUCUGUUAAAUUAAGUGCAACCCAACACGGAAGAGUUCCAAUUGGGUGAGAUUAACAAUUGACAGCUAAGGAGGGUUGAUGUGCUUUAUUCCCCCUUCACUGAUCUAACAUAUCACUAUUUCCUGGGUUGUUUCCUGUCAGAUCUUGGAUUAUUCGUGGUGCAAUAGUAUAUCAUCAUAUGUACAUAUUGAUGUUUCCAUAGAAUAACAAUCAAAUUGUUAUUGAUUGACAUAUUGAUCCUAUAUAAUCAAUGGAUGUUGUUUAUAUUCUGUGCGUUUCCAGAGAUGUGUCGGUGGAGCUGCCCUUCGUCUUAAUGCACCCCAAACCCACGGAACUGCCCAUAUCCCGCCCACAGUCAGGUACCUACAGACUCACACCACCUCUCCAUAAGCCCACUAUCAGGGCUUUAUCUCAGUACCUUGGAUGAAUCUCAGUUCCUCUUCUUCCCUUAAUUUGCACUGAAUUGAACAAAUCCUCUCUGACAAGCUUCCGCCAUAUUCUUUCAACAUGUUACAUUCACGUAUCCAAACAUUCCGAUCAGUUCAAAUUAAGAGCGGAAGAUGAGGACUUUCGAGGCUUGCUUUUUUAGACUGAUUGGGAAGCAGUGAAUUGUGAUAGUGGGAACUCUACUAGGCCUGCAUAGUGUCUGAAAAGGGUUUGAGAAUGGACACAGUCUUGUGAACUAUCUGUCAGUAGUUUAGUUCAGCCUCAUGCCCUGAACAACAGUUCCUCACAUACACAAGCCCCUCAAAUACAUCAUCUCACUCUGGUAUUUCCUGCCUGUAAGUUACCAUGGAGUUGCCAUGGAGAUACAAAGCUGUUCCCAUGGCGACAUCGCGCUGACAUGUCAUUAUCUGUGUGUUCUAACAGCUGUGCCGGAUUCAGACCCUCCCAUCGACACCAACCUGAUAGAAUUUGAAACAAAGUGAGUAUUCAUCUGGUCUGUCUGGCCAUUGUAAGCACUGCUGGUUUGCUAUGAUCAAAGAGACCCUAAGACUAUUCCCUCAUAUCUAAAACACUCCAUGUUUCCUUGUUCCUUGUCGUCCUGCAGUAGUUUCUCCCAAGACGACGACUUUGUGUUUGAGGACUUCGCCCGCCUGCGGCUCAAAGGAAUGGCAGACGACAAGGAUGACGACUGCUAGAGCUCACAUACACACACACACUCUCGCACAAACUCUUACACACAUUCAUACAUACAGACACACACAGGCACACAGGCGGUGGGAUGAAGGCAUGUGGACGGAGAGAUGUGGUGGCCUCGUGGUCUGCUGAAGAGAUCCUGACAUCACUCGCGGUGUUCUUUUGUCUUGCUUAAGCCACUUCUUGUCUUCUUGUUCAUGUUCUCUGUUUGCAUUCUCUCUGUCUAAUGGUAAUGUUCAGCUGUGUUUGCCAGAAUAUGUUGGCAAACACAACUGAAAAACCCAGCACCGUCUAAAUGAUGAUGUAAUGUUGUGCCGUGGCGAUGCUGGCGAAUCCAUGGGUGUCAUUUGGCCAGCAGUUUCACAGUUUUCAAGAGGGAGCACAAGAAGUGCUAUAGUGAAUAAAAAGUAAAUGUUUGAAAUGUCAUGAAGAGGGAUGAUGAGUCAUGGCUGUUCACACCGAGGGAGGGAGAAAUAGUGCCAUUAAAAGAAAGGGGGCUUUAUAUCAUUUUUUUCACCCAUUAUGAUUUCAAUAAGUAUUUGUACAAAUAUUGAUCACCUUGAUCAAGUAUUGAUAUAAAACAAGGUUUAUAGUACCUGCUGAAGAGGGGAGAGAAGAAAAAUCAGACUGACACCUUUCAUCAUCUACCCCAUCGUUUUAGUCCUCUGAAUUUCUACUGUGUCAUCCGUUCUGUAAAAACCGUGUUUUAGGGGAAGAAUACGGAAGACGUUUGUGAUUCACCCUCUUCUGCAAUACGAGGACAGACUAUACACUACCACUUACAUUAAAUGUGCACACACUGGACCUUCACUGUAUAGCCUAUGGCAGGGGUAUUCAACUCUUACCC
Messenger RNA from Coregonus sp. 'balchen', 14386 nucleotides. The record is from the annotation of a GenBank genome assembly. Lineage: Eukaryota; Metazoa; Chordata; Actinopteri; Salmoniformes; Salmonidae.